This is a messenger RNA of Sparassis crispa, 1383 nucleotides long. RefSeq lists its product as hypothetical. The transcript is spliced from 3 exons. The record is from RefSeq and is a predicted model, not a curated record. Lineage: Eukaryota; Fungi; Basidiomycota; Agaricomycetes; Polyporales; Sparassidaceae. The coding region runs from base 1 to 1383 and encodes 460 amino acids.
AUGGCCCUCAUACCUCCGAGAGCUGAAGAUGGUAGGAGCUGUGCGGAUGUUGUUCAGGAACAUGUACUAUUGCAGGGACGGUCGAGAUUCCAGUACUAUGCUCGUCGCGUGCGUUUCCUGAAGGUCCCCUGCUCAUACCAAUAUAGCAGCACCGACUCGCGCGGACAUACGAUUGACAUCGUUUCGCGACUAGCCUCCCUGUGCUCAUCUGUCGAGGUGUUAUUCCCCUCCCUUAUCUCUUUGGAGUGGGAACAGAGCUCUCCUCACGGCAACGAGCUCUUCGCUUUCUUGUCUCCCACACUCUCCCAUCUGAAUUUCUGGGUUGGCAGUCGUUAUCGCGGUGAACUCGAACCGUUAGCGGGUACGCAGGACAAUUCCACUCUCGAGCAGCUCACAGGUGCUCUUAGCUCUGUUGCUCCCUUCUUGAGGACUCUCAGACUGAGUGGCUCGUCUCCGCGCCGCCCAUUGGCUUUUGGUCCAGCCUUUUCUCAGCUCCGUGCUCUCGUGCUGAAUGGCACUACGACUUCUACCACGCUCAGUUCAUGUGCUGCACUGGAGAGCCUUUCAGAAUUGACCAUCGGACUUCUCGACACAGAUCUCGAUGCCCUUACGCCGUGCGUUGGGUUUCCGGCGUUGGAGACCCUCGCGGUGACGGGAUCGUUCUCCAGCAUCUCCCACCUCCUGUGCACAAUCUCGUCCACAAGUCUGCGUUCCUUUGUGAUGCCAGAUUUGUACCCGACGCCGGAAAGCUGGAGAGACUGCUCGGGCUGCUUCGCGGCCUUGGCUGCACAGUUUGCGCCGUCAUUGCGCCUCAUCAAGAUCAACUGCUACCUAGAGGGCGACGGGAUCGGCGAAAACGACAGCACUGCGCUCGGGCUGAUGGACGUGCUCAAUCCACUGCUCGCCCUCCACCUGCUGGAAGAUUUCACCAUCGAGCUGCGCGGCGUUCCACUCUCGUCGAGCGACCAGGACGUCCGCGAGAUGGCCGUCGCCUGGCCGCGGCUUGUGAAUUUUGCGCUCGGGUAUACACCCGGGUCCGCGUCGCCGUCCGUCUACUCGCUGUCUGAGUUCGCGAGACACUGUCCCGAUCUCGUCGUGCUGCAUCUUCUCCGCAUGGAGAUUCCCGCGCACCCGCCUGUGGAGCCCGAGACACAGCAGUCCUCGAAGCACGGCUUGCAGAGCAUGCUGUUUGCAGGCCGGCAUGACCCCAUUUGGGAGCCGCAGGCGUCGCAGCUGGCAAAGUUUCUUGAUCAUACAUUUCCGGGUCUGCAACCAGAUUGUCUGCAUGCGUCCGGGUGGGCGCAUGUGGUCGCUGCUCUUGGUCGCCUGCGUUCCUCGCGGAUGGAGGUCGCGGCGACGUCUGUGGCUGAUGAUGCUCCCUGA